AUGUUCCAUUUAGAAUCCGUCAUGGCAAGUAUUGCAUCAACUAAUAGUAGUGUUCCACAAAAAUCUAACAUGAAAGACGAAGGUAAAUUCGUCGAAUUACCAAAUGCUAAAGAAGGUGAAGUUAUCGUACGCUUUCCACCAGAAGCAAGCGGGUAUUUGCAUAUUGGUCAUGCUAAAGCUGCUCUUCUUAAUCAAUAUUAUCAAAAAACUUUUAAAGGAACAUUAAUUAUGCGUUUUGAUGAUACAAACCCAGCUAAAGAAACUGCUGAAUUUGAACAGGUUAUUCUCGAAGAUUUAAAAAUGUUAGGUGUUGAAUAUGAUCGUUUUACACAUACAUCUGAUCAUUUUGAUACAUUAAUUAAUUAUUGUAAAAUAUUAAUUGAAAAAGGUUUAGCCUAUUGUGACGAUACUGAACCAGAAGAAAUGAAACAACAACGUGAACAAAGACAAGAAUCAGUUAAUCGUAAUAAUAGUGUUGAAAAAAAUUUAAAAUUAUGGUCAGAUAUGUUAGCUGGAAAUGAACAAGGACAAAAAUGUUGUGUUCGUUUAAAAAUUAAUAUGAAUUCUAAUAAUGGUUGUAUGCGUGAUCCAACUAUUCAUCGAUGUAAGCCAGAAGAACAUGUACGAACAGGAAAUAAAUAUAAAGUUUAUCCAACGUAUGAUUUUGCUUGUCCAAUUGUUGAUAGUAUUGAAGGAGUUACUCAUGCUCUUCGAACAACUGAAUAUCAUGAUCGAGAUGAGCAGUAUUAUUGGAUUCUUGAUGCUCUUGGUCUUCGAAAACCAUUUAUUUAUGAAUAUGCACGUCUUAAUAUGCAAUAUACAGUAUUAUCAAAACGAAAAUUAACAUGGUUUGUUAAUACAAAAAUUGUUGAUGGUUGGGAUGAUCCACGUUUACCAACUGUUCGUGGUAUACUUCGACGUGGUAUGACUGUUGAAGGUUUAAGACAAUUUAUUGUUGCACAAGGUUCAUCACGAUCUGUUGUUUUAAUGGAUUGGGAUAAAAUUUGGGCAUUUAAUAAAAAACAAAUUGAUCCUGUAGCACCACGUUUUACAGCACUAUUAAAAAAUCAACUUGUUAAAAUAAAAUUAACAAAUAUAACAAAAGAAGAAUGUCAACAACAUCAAAAACAUCCAAAAGAUUCAAAUAUUGGAAUGAAAAAUGUUUAUUAUGGUUCAACAAUAUUUAUUGAAAAAGAUGAUGCUGUUUUAAUUACUGAGGGACAAAUUGUUACAUUAAUGAAUUGGGGAAAUAUUAAAAUAAAUCGAAUUCAAAAGAAAGAUUCUGGUGACUUCGAAUUCAUGGAAGGUGAAACUCAAUUAGAUAAUAAAGAUUUUAAAAAUACACUUAAAUUAACAUGGCUUGCUGAAACAAGUCAAGCACCAUUAACACCGGUUAAAUGUAUUCAUUAUGAUAAUAUUAUGACUAAAGCAAAACUUGACGAAGGUGAUACAUUUGAAAAUUAUGUUAACUACGCAUCAAAGAUUGAAUAUGAUAUUAUCGGUGAACCUGAAAUGGCACAAUUAAAAAAAGGUGAUGUCAUUCAAAUUCUUCGUAAAGGCUAUUAUAUAUGUGAUGCUCCAUAUGAUGCUGCAACUCAACAAUCAUGCUGUUUACUUAAUAUUCCAGAUGGUGGUACAAAAGAAAAACCAACAUCAUUAAGAGCUACUGAUAAUGCUGCAACAAAAUCUACUGGUGAUAAAUUGACAUCAUCGGCAGUAUCAGGUCCUGAAGUAGAUCAAUUAACAGAACGUAUUGUUUUACAAGGUGAAAAAGUUCGAGAUUUAAAAGCAAAUAAAUCAACAUCUAAGGAUGAUGUAAACGUUGCUGUAAAAGAACUUGUACUAUUAAAAGAAGAAUAUAAAAAAUUAACAGGUAGUGAAUAUAAACCAUCAAAUACAACAGCACAAAAAGAAAAUAAGAAACCAAUAACUAAUUCAACAUCAAAUGAAGCCGAAAAACUUACUGAGCAAAUAACUCGACAAGGCGAUAAAGUUCGCGAUCUUAAAGCAAAUAAAUCGACACCAAAAGUGAAUGAACAAGGUAAUCUUGUUCGUGAUUUAAAAAGUAAUCCUAAUAGUAGUAAAGAAGAAAUUACAGCCGCUGUUGGACAAUUAUUAAAAUUAAAAGAAGAAUAUAAAACAUUAACAGGUACUGAUGUUCCAUCGAGUGGUGCUGCAUCAGCACGAAAAGAAAAAGAAAAAAAACCAGCAGCAGCAGCAGCAGCAACAGCAAAAAAACCUGAACAUGAACAAAACUCAACAUCUGCUCAUACUGAUUUAAAAAAACAAACAAAACUUGGUAUUGAAUAUAAAAAAGAAGAAGAUCUUGCUGAUUGGUAUGGGCAAGUUGUUCGUAAAGGUGAAUUAAUUGAAAAUUAUGAUGUAUCAGGAUGUUAUAUACUUCGUCCAUGGGCUUAUUUUCUUUGGGAACAAAUAAAAGCUUAUAUUGAUGCUGAAAUAUCAGAAAUGGGAGUACAAAAUUGUUAUUUUCCAUUAUUUGUUUCUCAUAAUGCACUUUAUCGAGAACAAACUCAUAUUGCUGAUUUUUCUCCGGAAGUUGCUUGGGUAACAAAAUCAGGUGAUAGUGAUUUAGCUCAACCAAUUGCUGUACGUCCAACAAGUGAAACAAUUAUGUAUCCAGCAUAUGCAAAAUGGAUUCAAUCACAUCGUGAUCUUCCAUUAAAAUUAAAUCAAUGGAAUAAUGUUGUUAGAUGGGAAUUUAAAAAUCCACAACCAUUUCUUCGUACAAGAGAAUUUCUUUGGCAAGAAGGUCAUACAGCAUGGGCAACAGAAAAAGAAGCUUCAGAUGAAGUUUAUCAAAUUCUUGAUUUAUAUGCAAAAGUAUAUACAGAUUUACUAGCUAUACCGGUUAUUAAAGGACGUAAAACAGAAAAAGAAAAAUUUGCUGGUGCUGAUUGGACAACAACAAUUGAAGGUUAUAUUGCAGCUAGUGGAAGAGGAAUUCAAGCAGCAACAUCACAUCAUUUAGGUCAAAAUUUUUCGAAAAUGUUUGAUAUUACAUUUGAAGAUCCACAAACACAAACUAAACAAUAUGUUUAUCAAAAUUCAUGGGGUUUAACUACACGAACAAUUGGUGUUAUGACAAUGAUACAUGGUGAUAAUCAAGGUUUAGUUUUACCACCACGUAUAGCUAAAUAUCAACUUGUUAUUGUUCCAUGUGGUAUAACAGCAUCAUUAUCAAAAGAAGAUGAAGAUGCAUUAAUUAAUACAUGUAAAGAAGUUGAAACAAAAUUGAAAAAGGCUGGAUUACGUGUAUAUGGUGAUUAUAGAGAUAAUUAUUCACCAGGAUGGAAAUUUAAUCAUUGGGAAAUGAAAGGUGUCCCAAUUCGUAUUGAAAUUGGUCCAAAAGAUAAAGCACGUUCGCAAUUAACAAUUGUACUUCGACAUACAGGAGCUAGAUCAACAAUACCAAUUGAUAAUAGUGAAACAAAAUUACAUGAAACGCUUAAUCAAAUGCAUAAUGAUUUAUAUAAAAAAGCAAAAGAUGAAUUUGACAGUCAUACAAUACUUGUUAAAGAUUGGGCUAGUUUAUUAAAAGGUCUUGAUAAUUCAUGUUUAAUGUUAGCACCAUUCUGUGGUGAACCAGUAUGUGAAGAUCGAAUUAAAAAAGACAGUGCACGCGAUGCUGUUGUCGAAGAAGGUGCACCAGCUAUGGGUGCUAAAGGUUUAUGUAUACCAUUUGAACAACCGGAAAAAAUAGCUGAAAAUCAAUUAUGUUGUCAUCCAGAUUGUAAAACUCAAGCAAAAUAUUAUACAUUAUUUGGACGAAGUUAUUAA
Molecule: messenger RNA, 3798 nt
Organism: Rotaria sordida
Lineage: Eukaryota; Metazoa; Rotifera; Eurotatoria; Philodinida; Philodinidae
Source: the annotation of a GenBank genome assembly